AUGUCAGCACCACCAACUGGCCAGAAUUUAUUGCGUUCUUCUGCAUUAGAAUGCAAGGAUUUACACGAGUAUUUAAAAAGCAGACCUCCGGAGAUCUUGAACAGACUUUACCAUAACCCGCCAAUUUGUCUGGCGGUGUUCCGUGAGCUUCCGACGAUAGCGAGGCACUACGUAAUGAGGCUGAUGUUCGUCGAGCAACCAGUUCCUCAGGCUGUAAUAGCAUCCUGGUGCUCGAAGCUCCACUCCGACGAUCACCGGAACGUCGUCCAGGUUCUCAACGAAUUAAAUGUCUGGAAAGAGGCUUCAAUCCCUGGAGGCAUGCCGGGCUGGACGUUGAACUCUACGUUCAAGAAAAAUCUUAAAAUUGUUCUAAUAGGAGGCGGCAAGCCUUGGACUAUGUCCACCCAAAUGGAGACUGAUAAUAAGCCGAGAGAUGAAGCUUUUCUAGAUUCUUAUGCUAUACAGAGGUGGGAAUGUCUUUUGCAUUACAUGGUAGGGUCGUCAGACCAGCAAGGAAUCUCUGCUGACGCUGUAAGGAUUCUGUUACACGCAGGACUUAUGAACCAAGAGAGUGAUGGGAGUCCUGUUAUUACUAAAGCUGGUUUUCAAUUUUUGCUACUUGAUACAGCUUCACAAGUCUGGUAUUUUAUUUUACAAUACUUGGACACCAUUGAAGCACGAGGUCUUGAUCUCGUAGAAUGUCUAACAUUUUUGUUUCAAUUAAAUUUUUCUAUACUUGGUAAAUAUUAUAGUACAGAAGGUAUGUCUGCAAAUUUGCUGACAUUUUUGCAACACUUACGAGAGUUUGGACUUGUUUUUCAACGUAAUAGAAAAUCAGGAAGAUUUUAUCCUACGCGAUUAGCGUUAAAUAUUGCCACGGGAAAAAAUAAACCAAUGGCUCGAGAUAUUGAAAAAGAAGGAUACAUUGUUGUUGAAACAAACUACAGGGUAUAUGCUUAUACUUCUUCACAAUUACAAGUCGCUCUGCUUGGUCUUUUCUGUGAAAUGCUGUACAGGUUUCCAAAUUUAGUUGUAGCAAUAUUAACUCGUGAUUCAGUAAGACAAGCUCUAAAAAGUGGUAUAACGGCACUCCAAAUAAUAGGAUUUUUGCGUCAACAUGCCCACGGUAAAAUGAUUGAAGCAGGUCCACCGACGCUACCUCCAACAGUUGUCGACCAAAUAAAACUAUGGGAAAACGAGAGAAACAGGUUUACUUUCAGCGAAGGCGUUUUAUAUAGCCAAUUUUUAUCACAAACUGAUUUUGAAACAUUACGAGACCAUGCUUCAUCAACCGGUGUACUUAUUUGGCACAAUGACAGAAAACGAACGAUGGUCGUCGCUAAAGCUGGACAUGAUGAUGUUAAAAGAUAUUGGAAGCGCUUUUCAAAAACUUCUAAUUAA
Molecule: messenger RNA, 1401 nt
Organism: Cotesia congregata
Lineage: Eukaryota; Metazoa; Arthropoda; Insecta; Hymenoptera; Braconidae
Source: the annotation of a GenBank genome assembly